Bursaphelenchus okinawaensis is the source of this 1669-nucleotide messenger RNA. The record is from the annotation of a GenBank genome assembly. Lineage: Eukaryota; Metazoa; Nematoda; Chromadorea; Rhabditida; Aphelenchoididae.
AUGGACGUGCUGACAUUAAAGAUCAUAUUGUUGGUGUUCAUGGCCAUUGUUCCGUUUGUAUUUUCACUUAUUCCGAUACAGGUAUGUUAAUUUAGAUCAACUUGUAUAACCGUAGUAAUAAAAAAUUACUAUCAGUUUCCAGUUAUGGUCAUCAAAAUAUAGUAUAGACAAAGUUUCAGCUCUUCAAAGUACUGACAAAAUCAAAAGGACGGCUAGGCAAGAACGCCACUACUACAAUAUCACUGUUGUCAUGCUUUUGUGGAGGUGUCAUUUUGGGAGUAUGUUUGAUCGAAAUGUUACCAGAUGCAAGGUAAUAAUACCACUUUAUCUACUUUCAGGUUUAAAGUAUAUGUUGACAAGACAUUAGCAGUAGUCAGGGCGGGGACUUUUGGUCUGGGGGCAGGGGUCCAAAAAAUCGGCACCUGUGCCAAUUUUCGCGAAAUUUUUUUUUCGAAAAUCUACAAGGGGGCCACGUUCAACUUUUUUUAAAAAUUUUUUUUCUGGGGGGUACCCCCCCUCGCGCCCGGCUCUGGCAGUAGUAAGAAGUUACUGUCGCUUGAUGACUGUCGGAAUGACCUACUCUCGGGUGGACGAUGAUAACCGUAAUUAUUUAAAUUUUAGAGAAGACUGGGAGAAGGCGAGGGAGUUGUUGGGAUACAACAGUGAGUACCCGUAUGUGGAGCUACUGACUGGGGUCGGCUUCUUUAUCGUCUACUUCGUAGAGCAGUUCUUGAGUCAGGUGUGUGGGUUGAAGCACGACCACGAGGAUGAGGGGGUGGAUGAUGUGUUGUCGUAAGUUUUGUUGAAAUUGUUAUACUUUGUGUAAAAAAGAAAUUACUUUUAAAGUUUAUUGUUAAUAGCUCAUACGCCUUUUAUUGAUAUACCUACAUCUCUUUAAUAGCAUUUCAUUUUAGACACUAUGAAAGUGACUUCGACGAUGAAACCCCAGAGAAACAAAGUUCCGAGGUUGACUCUGAAAAGAAUGUCAUAAAGCACAAUCAUAUUCAUCCAGGUCUUUCGAAUGUCCUAGCCUUCGUACUCGCACUAUUGGUACACACAGCUCUAGAAGGCUUCGCCUUCGGAGUUCAGAAGACCGUGAUCUCGAUGAGUUCGCUCUUCUUCGGCAUCAUUACCCACAAGGCCUUGGUGUCGUUUAGUUUUGGCAUGAAUCUGGCUAAGAAUCUGUCCCACAACAAAAUGUUGAUGGUCUUGUUGCUAUGUGUCAUAUCAUUCUCUAGUCCGUUUGGCGGUGUCAUUGGGAUUCUGAUCGAAGUAAGUGUCGACAGUAAUUCUUAGGAUUUUAAAACUAAUAUUAUCAUAUUUAAAGUUAUUAUAUAAUAUGCUUGACGCUGUAAUAUAUAAUAUUUCAGAAUUCGGACAUGAACGAAACAUCAAGAUACGUAGUAUCGACGGUACUGACCAGCUUUUCUGUUGGUACUUUUAUUUACAUAGCAUUCUUUGAGGUAAGUAGUUUCUACUUUUGUUAGACCGUAAUAUGACAACAUGUAGUGUUACUAUUUGUCGCAGUUUCUUAUAUUUUUUGUCAAUUUUACUUUAGGUAUUGGCCCCAGAACACGCCAAUAACCAACCGCCACUAUUAAAAUGGGGGUCAUGCUGUCUGGGCUACUUCACUAUGGCCUUGUUCUUGGCCUACAAACAAGAAGAGUGA